UUACUGGUGCCAUGACAUCAUCUCUACCCUGGAAAUUCCAUUUGCUUUUCUGUACCUCCACCUCCGUUCCAGGCCUCAGAGUCCCUAUAAAAAGGGGUUUGCAACUCAGAUCAGCACAGGACACAGCCAGGUUCUGACGCUUCUGAGCUCUUGCAGUCUCAGCCCUAGGCAAACCUCUCCUCCACCAACACCAUGAAGCUCUGUGGGAUUGCCCUCCCUCUCCUUGUGCUUGUGGCUGCCUUCUGCUCUCCAGCACUCUCUGCACCAAUGGGCUCAGACCCUCCCACUGCCUGCUGCUUCUCUUACACCCUGCGGAAGCUUCCACGCAACUUUGUGAUGGAUUACUUUGAGACCAGCAGCCUCUGCUCCCAGCCUGCCGUGGUCUUCCAAACCAAGAAGGGCAGGCAAGUCUGUGCCAACCCCAGUGAGUCCUGGGUCCAGGAGUACAUGGAUGACCUGGAACUGAACUGAGCUGCUCCAGUCUCAGGGGCAGGAUGUCUUCAGGGAAGAUCCCCUGAGCCCCAGCACCUCUCAGCAAGACGCACCUUAUUCUCCAUGCUCCUGACUCCUCUCAGGAACCCCUGUCCCUUCUCUUAAUUUAAUCUGUAUUGGAUGCUUUGUUAUUGUAUGUGGAGUUAUUUCUAUUAUUUAAGGACACAUGUCCCCCAUGGGGACGGUCCACCGUCACUUCUCUGCUAUUGUGGAUACAUGGAUGAUACAGUUGAUUCCAUGAAUUUUCAUAAUAAAACUUUUUUUAA
Messenger RNA from Ictidomys tridecemlineatus (thirteen-lined ground squirrel), 758 nucleotides. Its product is annotated as C-C motif chemokine 4. Gene Ontology annotation, molecular function: CCR chemokine receptor binding; chemokine activity. Gene Ontology annotation, cellular component: extracellular region. Gene Ontology annotation, biological process: inflammatory response; chemokine-mediated signaling pathway; positive regulation of cell migration. Lineage: Eukaryota; Metazoa; Chordata; Mammalia; Rodentia; Sciuridae. The record is from RefSeq and is a predicted model, not a curated record.